AUGGCAAACGCCAUUGUCGAAGAGCCACAAGCUGGCUCCAAGGCGGAUAUCACGAAUCAACCCACCGUUGUGCACGCUGAGGCGGGCGAGGCCCCGCUCAAGUGGAAGGCACUCGACUCCAAAGAUCGCGAUGUUGCUAUGACACUAUUCGAUGACCCGGAAGAGCUGCACGAAGAGAUCGAUCCCGCCGAGGCUCGACGGAUUCUAUGGAAGAUCGAUUUUAUGAUCCUACCGUACCUAGCCGUUUGCUAUGCUUUCUUUUACAUUGACAAGACGACACUUAGCUAUGCGGCUAUCUUUGGUAUCAAGGAAGAUCUGAACCUUCAUGGGACCCAGUACAGUUGGCUGAGCAGCAUCUUCUAUUUUGGCUUCUUAGUUUGGGCAUUCCCAACGAACUUUCUCAUGCAACGGCUCCCCAUUGGAAAAUACCUGGGUGCCAAUAUCUUCAUGUGGGGCGUCUUCCUUAUGAUCCAAGCUGCAUGCAAUAGCUUCGAGACAUUGGCCGUUCUGCGAGCCCUUGGCGGCGCCGCUGAAGCCUGCUCCGACCCUUCCUUCAUGCUUAUUACCAGCAUGUGGGAUACUCGACGAGAGCAGCCCGUGCGAAUCGGAAUUUGGUACACGGCCAAUGGAUUUGGAAUUGCCCUUGGAGGCUUGCUCGGCUACGGAAUUGGCCAAAUUCGAGGAGCGCUUCCCUCAGGUGCCCUAUGCGCGAGUUGGGGUAUCAUUAUGUUCAUCUUCCUACCUGACUCCCCUGUCACAGCCAAAGGCCUCACGAAGCGAGAAAAGCGCAUCGCCGUGGAUCGUAUUCGAGAGAAUCAAACUGGAAUCGAGAACAAACACCUGAAGCCUUACCAGAUUCUGGAGGCGUUUAUGGACUACAAGCUCUACCUGUUUUUCCUUCUUGGUGUUGUCUGCAAUGUCCCCAAUGGCGGGAUAUCGAACUUUGGAACUCUGAUCAUAAAGGGCUUCGGGUUCUCCACCUUGGUCACAACGCUGAUGCAGAUCCCCUAUGGUGUCAUCAUUGCCUUAUCGAUCAUGUUAAGCAUCUAUCUGAAUGACAAGUUUGAGAACCGGCGCUGCGUUUUCAUUCUUCUCUUCUUGAUGCCGAACAUCGCGGGUGCUUUUGGGCUGAGAUUUGUGGCGCAAGAGCACCGUGUAGGCCGGCUCAUCUGCUACUACCUAACGGGCCCCUACAAUGCAGCUUUUGCACUCGUGCUGAGUAUGCAAAUUGCGAACACGGCCGGACAUACCAAGAAGGUGGUCACGAAUGCGGUGCUUUUCCUCGGAUACUGCACCGGCAACAUUGCAGGUCCUUUUUUCUAUAAGACCGAGCAAGCGCCCACCUACGCUCUUGGAAUCUGGUCUAUGAUUGUCUCGCACUUGAUCGAAGUGUGUCUGAUCAGUAUCCUUGGUCUUCUUCUGCGGUGGGAAAACCAGAAACGUGAUCGGAUCCAGUCCCAGAUGGAGGGUGGUCUGGAGGGUAGAGAUCUAGACUCGACUGCAUUCCUGGAUUUGACCGAUCGGGAGAACCUCAAGUAA
This is a messenger RNA of Penicillium chermesinum, 1539 nucleotides long. RefSeq names its product putative MFS allantoate transporter. The transcript is spliced from 9 exons. Lineage: Eukaryota; Fungi; Ascomycota; Eurotiomycetes; Eurotiales; Aspergillaceae. The coding region runs from base 1 to 1539 and encodes 512 amino acids. Gene Ontology annotation, biological process: transmembrane transport. Gene Ontology annotation, cellular component: membrane. Gene Ontology annotation, molecular function: transmembrane transporter activity. The record is from RefSeq and is a predicted model, not a curated record.